AUGGAAACCCACAGCACGAUGAUCAACCCACCUCGUUCGACCCGAAAUAGUAUCCCUCCCUCCUUCCCAGAGGAAAUGGAUGCUCUGACAAGCUUCAUCGACGACAAGACCCUGACACCGAGAAGCAAGCUGGACGAGUUCCGCCGCUUUUUUGACUUCAAAUCAGAAUUCUGGAACAAGUUCCACAGACAGAUCAAGGAGCAUGUCUUGCUCACUUCUACUUGGGCAGAGAUGCAGCUGAGCGAGACCAACCGCGAAGCCGUUGCUGCGACAUUUCUGGAACAGGUGGGGUCUGAGUUCUGGAGCAAAGAGAAUCAGGAAAAGUAUUUGCUUGAGGAUCACAUCAAGAAUGGGCAUGUUUGUGCCUACCCCCGAGACAAGAAGACAAUGAUCAAGGCCCUCGCAUUCUUGCUGGAGAAAGACGCCAAGAAUCGACGGGGGUCGGUCUCGCAGGACGUAAGCUUCCCUAAUUUGAGGGUCUUGUUUCCUAUCUGUGUGUUGUUGGUACCCCAGGCUCAAAGCAGCAGCAGCCCUCUGCCGGACCCGCCUCCUUCAGGCUGUGAGGUGACUGCAACAGUGAAGAAAAGUAGCAGUCGGGCAUCGACUCCCACAAGGUUGUUCAGAAUACCCAAGACUCCCAAGACCCCUAAAACCCCUCAGGCCACGCAGAGUAUGAGAAGCACGAGUGUCGCGCGAGAAAGCAGGACUCUCAACAGUCCAGCCCCAUCCACUCCGACCCCAGUGACCCGGGGGCUUCUGGGCACAGUCGAGAAUGCACGGGUAUCAUCGGCCGUUGCGACUCACGCCGCUCCCAGCCAUGAAAUCACCCAGCUUUGUUGCCAAGUGAGCAUGGGUCUGGCAGAGAAUUUCUUCACUCAGUUUUCAGACAUUGCCCCCAACACUCUCGCAACUUACUUCCUCGUGCAAGAGCAGGGAAACCAGGGCGAGCCAGUCUGCGUGCCCUUCCGGAAUUUCGAGGACUACAAGACAAGCGACGAAUUCCUGGACGAAAUGGAGAAGCGAUGCUGCGAGCAUGACCCCAGUAUGCUGCAACUUUUCGAGGACGUAUGGAAAUUCUCGCAUGCAGUGGUUCUGCUGCAAUGGUCGGGUGUUUCUUUCAUGAUGCGCCGCGAGACGGACGACCUCCAGUCGCUGGCCAACCGUAUUGGUUGUGCGUGGCGGGCAAAGGAGAAUGGGGAGUUGCAGGCAUUUGAGUUUGUGAUUCGGGUGACGUUGAAGAAGGAUUGA
This is a messenger RNA of Penicillium daleae, 1248 nucleotides long. RefSeq lists its product as uncharacterized. Bases 1 to 1248 code for a protein of 415 amino acids. Lineage: Eukaryota; Fungi; Ascomycota; Eurotiomycetes; Eurotiales; Aspergillaceae. The transcript has 4 exons. The record is from RefSeq and is a predicted model, not a curated record.